AUUAAAACUUUGGAACAAACUAAAGCCAUUGAAGAUCUAAACAAAUCCAGAGACCAGCUGGAGAAGAUGAAGGAGAAAGCUGAGAAAAAGCUCAUGUCUGUCAAGUCAGAACUGGAUACCACAGAACAUGAGGCUAAGGAGAAUAAAGAAAGGGCCAGAAACAUAAUAGAAGUGGUAACCAGUGAAAUGAAGACACUAAAAAAAUCUUUGGAAGAAGCAGAAAAGAGAGAAAAGCAGCUGGCAGACUUCAGGGAGGUGGUGUCCCAGAUGCUAGGCUUGAACCUGACCAGCCUUGCUCUUCCUGAUUACGAAAUCGUCAAGUGUCUUGAAAGACUGAUCCAUUCACAUCAGCAUCACUUUGUUACCUGUGCCUGCCUCAAAGAUGUGACUACCGGGCAAGAUAGGCACCCACAAGGCCAUUUACCACUUCUUCAUUGA
Molecule: messenger RNA, 438 nt
Organism: Rhinopithecus roxellana (golden snub-nosed monkey)
Lineage: Eukaryota; Metazoa; Chordata; Mammalia; Primates; Cercopithecidae
Product: coiled-coil domain-containing protein 170-like
Exons: 2
Biological process (GO): microtubule cytoskeleton organization
Cellular component (GO): Golgi apparatus
Molecular function (GO): microtubule binding
Source: RefSeq, a predicted model, not a curated record